Messenger RNA from Amoebophrya sp. A25, 261 nucleotides. The record is from the annotation of a GenBank genome assembly. Lineage: Eukaryota; Dinophyceae; Syndiniales; Amoebophryaceae.
AUGCCUACUGUAGUUGUAGAUGGCGGUGCGGACGAGAAAAAGGUAUUCCUGGAUGGACAAGAACAAGUACAUGAUUUUCAUUCAGGUCUAGGAGGUAGACAAGCUGAGAAGUCUGUCGAAAAACUGCGAGCCUCUCGUAAAGCGCCAGAUGCAAAAACCGCAGCUCUAUUGGCUGUAGCCUGGAACAAGACUGGCUGUAGCCUGGAACCCACGAGGACUACAACAAGGUCUGCAAUAAAGUCAAGACAGUCUUCAUCAAUA